Messenger RNA from Guillardia theta CCMP2712, 219 nucleotides. RefSeq lists its product as hypothetical. The transcript has a single exon. The record is from RefSeq and is a predicted model, not a curated record. The annotation marks the transcript as partial. Lineage: Eukaryota; Cryptophyceae; Pyrenomonadales; Geminigeraceae.
GUAGUCACGCAAGGACGAUACGACUCGUAUCAGUUUGUGACGAUGUACACCGUCAAGUCUAGCUUGGAUGGAAAUGAUUGGACGGAAGUUGAAUGCGGAAGGAUCUUCCAAGGAAACGGGGAUCAGAACUCGCGUGUGACCAACAAGUUCACUCAGCCAGUCAAAGCUAGAUACAUCCGCAUUUAUGUCUACGAGUGGAGAAAUCAUCCAAGCAUGCGA